Messenger RNA from Poecile atricapillus (Black-capped chickadee), 1792 nucleotides. Its product is annotated as E3 ubiquitin-protein ligase KCMF1-like. Gene Ontology annotation, cellular component: plasma membrane. Gene Ontology annotation, biological process: synaptic signaling. Gene Ontology annotation, molecular function: zinc ion binding. The transcript is spliced from 8 exons. Lineage: Eukaryota; Metazoa; Chordata; Aves; Passeriformes; Paridae. The coding region runs from base 436 to 1416 and encodes 326 amino acids. The record is from RefSeq and is a predicted model, not a curated record.
CCCCAUUUCUUUCCCUUUUUUGUUGCAUGUUCGCUUCGCGUUUGGGGGUCAGUGCGUAAAGCGGGAGGGACGUGGCCUAAAGCGACGCCUGAGCAGCCCAGCGGGAGCCUAGGGACAGGCCUGGGCAGCAGCCUCCACAUUAGGAUGUCCCGACAUGAAGCUCCUUCACUUGGCGACACAGCUCCUCAACCACAGCACAUCUUCUGCAAAAGAACUGCUUGUCUGCCCCAGCCUCACAUAGAGGCAUCAAGCAUUCCCAGCAACCUGUGACCUGGAGAGCUGCAUCUACCAUCAGCAGGUGUCAGCUGUGAUGCAUGUUUAAAAGGAAAUUUUCGCGGUCGCAGAUACAAGUGUUUAAUUUGCUACGAUUACGAUUUGUGUGCAACUUGUUAUGAGAGUGGUGCAACAACAACGAGGCAUACAACUGACCAUCCAAUGCAGUGCAUACUAACAAGAGUAGAUUUUGAUUUGUAUUAUGGUGGAGAAGCUUUCUCUGUAGAGCAGCCACAGUCUUUUACUUGUCCUUAUUGUGGAAAGAUGGGUUAUACAGAAACAUCUCUUCAGGAACAUGUUGCUUCUGAACACGCAGAAACAUCAACAGAGGUGAUCUGUCCAAUAUGUGCAGCAUUACCUGGAGGGGAUCCUAAUCAUGUCACAGAUGACUUUGCAGCUCAUCUUACACUGGAACACAGAGCUCCUAGAGAUUUAGAUGAAUCUAGUGGCGUUCGGCAUGUACGUAGAAUGUUUCACCCAGGCCGAGGUUUGGGAGGCCCCCGUGCACGAAGAUCAAACAUGCACUUUACUAGCAGUUCCAGCGGUGGGCUUUCAUCUUCUCAGAGUUCAUAUUCUCCAAGCAAUAGAGAAACCAUGGAUCCUAUAGCUGAGCUUUUAUCUCAGUUAUCAGGCGUGAGACGUUCUGCAGGGCAGCUCAAUUCUUCUGGCCCUUCUGCUUCUCAGUUACAGCAGCUGCAGAUGCAACUGCAGUUGGAAAGACAGCAUGCACAGGCAGCAAGACAACAACUGGAAACUGCACGCAAUGCAACUAGACGCACUAACACAAGCAGCAUACCCACCACUCUUACACAAUCUAUAGCAGCAACCAAUACAUCUAACACAGAAAACAAUCAUCAGACUAUACAGAAUUCCCAGUUUCUUCUUAUGAGGUUGAAUGAUCCUAAGAUGUCAGAAGCAGAGCGUCAAUCAAAAGAAAGCGAACAGGCAGAUCGCAGCUUGUUUGUUCAAGAGCUUCUACUGUCCACUUUGAUGCAGGAAGAAAGUUCCUCUUCAGAUGAGGAUGAACGGGGAGAAAUUGCUGAUUUUGGUGCUAUGGGCUGUGUAGAUAUUAUGCCUCUAGAUGUUGCUUUAGAAAACCUAAAUUUAAAAGAGAAUAAUAAAGGAAAUGAGCCUCCUCUUUGAUGGCAUCCCACUUUGCAGAUAAUGUCCUCUGUGCUGUAUUUGCCAAUGAAAGUGGACAACAACUAUCUUGGGUUUGUUUUGGUGAUUGUAAUUUCAGGUCUGUCACUCUUGUUACAUUGUGUACAUUCAAAGGAAAAGAGAAAAUAUAUAUACGAUAAUCAUUUCCACUUAACCAAUUUUUACUUUUAGCAGAUAAAUAUAGGUUGCAGUGCAGAGAAAAUAAAAGCUCUGUGUCCUGUAGCUUGACGUGCAAAAAAGCUCUCCUAAUACUCCACAUUCAAACUGAAGAGGAAAAAAUGAAAAAAAUCUCUAAUGAAGCUGCUGUGUGUAUUUAUGAAUAUUAAUGAAUAAAACUUGCUUGGAUGGUUUACCUUAA